Messenger RNA from Phytomonas sp. EM1, 1299 nucleotides. The record is from the annotation of a GenBank genome assembly. NCBI's taxonomy places the organism in Eukaryota, Euglenozoa, Kinetoplastea, Trypanosomatida, Trypanosomatidae.
AUGAUCAACUGCGGGGGGGCGUGGGUGGAUGAGGUGAAGGCGUUGACGCCCGAAAACGCCUUGGAUGCGGUGCCCGCCGCGUUUGAGGGGUUUUUCGUCCAUUCCUACCUCGUCGCGCCGCGAGCCGCGAUCCGGGCGAUCCCGCGCGCACCCCCACGCGAGGAAAGCGCCUCAUCCUCGUCCUCGUCCUCAUCCUCGCCGGCGACCCCCCCGGCCGUUUCGUCCGCGUGGUAUGCCACCCUUUGCGAGAAAUGGAAUCCACCCAACGGCCCGAACGACGUAGGGGGGGAGCGAUGGCUCCCGGCGUUUCAGAUCACCACCCCGCGCUAUAGUUUUUCCCCGGUGAUGGUGUUGCCGUGGUAUGAUCGAACGGUGCUUUUGGGGCCGAGCAUCACACGCCUGCCGGGGCUCCCAAGUCGGUUUCCCCGCUCUUCUUCGUCGUCGUCGUCGAAGUCGUCUGCGUGGCUUUCUUCCUCGGAGCUGGUGGUGCACUCGACGGAUAAUUAUCGCCAACAACUCCGGCACAUCUCCGGGGCGCUCGCCGAAGCGGGGAUCGCGGUGGAGCCCGCGCGCAUCCUCUCCUGCGUUUCCACGAUCGUGCCGAUUUUAAAACCCCCUUCGGCGGUCCCUUGGGCGAAGGAUUUGCUCGACCAGGGUUAUCAUAUCUCGACUUUCCAACGCCGCCCCUCCCCCGCCCCGACGACGGCGAUGGAAGGGGAGACGGGAGGUGGGGAAUCCAACGCGGGGGAGGGGGGGUUUCGCCCGCCGUUCGUUCACGUUUACGGCGGAUCCCCUUUGCUCGCGCGCCGGAUCGCGGAGGAGGCCGUGGAUGCCUUUCUCCACCACACCUCCGCGAUCCCGGCGUCGAUUCGGCAAACGCUCCAACGAUGCCGCACGAAACAACUUCGUCUGCUCAGCGAGGAGGCGCGGAUCGCAAGCGAGGGGCCGGCGAAGUCAGGCGGGGAUUCCUCAUCGAACCCCCCACCGCGGUGUGGUUUCUUCGAAAACGGGCAUCCACCCGCGCGGGAAACGGCGGGGGAUGGGGGAAGCGUGGUGUUAUGGGUGAAGGGGCUUGCGCGGAGUGGGGGGGUGGAGCAUUUAUCGGAUUUGGUGCUCCGUCGCGCGCAUGUGGGGUACACGAGCCCCGCGGAGGCGCUCCGCGCGCUCCCUUUCCUCGCCAGCCUCCUGCGCGCCGAGCUGAAGUGGGGGGCGGAACGGGAAAAGGAGGAGAUCGAGCUUGCCCGCACAUUGAUUGAGAGCGUGGCGGUGAGAACGAGCCCGAAGGAAACGCCUGGGUAG